UAUGGACUUGGCAACACUGCACAUCGUUUUAAAAUGGCGGUGGGCACGUUGUUUGCGCAUUUUCCGCAGUUCUCGUUAUGGCUACCAACAAUCAAGUUGGUUCGCUAGAGGAGCAAGCUCUGAAGCGGAAGGAACGUCUCCGCGCUUUGCGUGAGAAAAAAACAAGUGCCAACGACGGCCAGGACAAACCGGAGGUGCAGGGAACUUUGCCAAAGCCCGUGUUUCGAUCGUACAGACCCGAAGACGAGGUGCUGAAGGAGUCCGUGAUACCGGACAUCUCUCCCGCUGCCAUCGAGCAAGAGAUCAAGGAGAAAAUCGCAGUCGGUGAUCCUGAACAACACGCCAAGGAGGUCGACCUCGCGUCGCUCGCACCGAGGAAGCCCGACUGGGACCUGAAGCGCGACGUGUCCAAAAAGCUGGAGAAACUGGAGAGGCGCACCCGCAGGGCAAUAGCCGAGCUGAUCCGCGAACGCCUGAGCAGCGGCGACCUCGCCACGGCGGUGAACACGGCCAGCGGGCCGCAGAACAUCGAUUCCGAUUGAGCUCAUGGUGGUCGAGGUGGUGUCUGAAGUGGUGACGAGGCGAUUGCGCCUUUCGUGUUAAGGCAAAGAAGAGUCAGUGACACGGAGAUGUAUGAGGCACUGCCAAUAGAAGCGGACGCGACAGACAAGGAG
Rhipicephalus microplus (southern cattle tick) is the source of this 674-nucleotide messenger RNA. RefSeq names its product tRNA (guanine(37)-N(1))-methyltransferase. Lineage: Eukaryota; Metazoa; Arthropoda; Arachnida; Ixodida; Ixodidae. Gene Ontology annotation, biological process: tRNA N1-guanine methylation; mitochondrial tRNA methylation. Gene Ontology annotation, molecular function: tRNA (guanine(37)-N1)-methyltransferase activity. Gene Ontology annotation, cellular component: cytoplasm; mitochondrial matrix. The record is from RefSeq and is a predicted model, not a curated record.